ACCUGUCUGACUUGUUUCCUAUAAAUAAUAUUUCAUUUCAUGGAAACUUGAAGGUUAAAACGAAAGUAACAGAUACCGGGAAACAAAUAAGAAAUUAACGUUAUUUUGGAUUCUUAUCAAUACAUGGAAAACAGCUGCCAUUGAACAUAAUUCUCGUGGAGAAAAAGGAAGGUUUUAAUUCAGAUAGAUAUUGAGGAUGAGCAGGUCAAAUCAGUCUCACGGAGUGUCUGGUGCGUUGAACCACAACAGGUCAGAUGGUUACCAGUAUCCAACACAAAGAGCGUCCGAUGGUCCAUACCAACCUUACGGACGGCCUCCUCCCAAUUACAGCUCUCGUGGACAACGCAGUCGAGUAGAGCCUACAAGGAGCAGUUCGUACUCAAUGGGUACCGGACGAGGAUCAAGCCAGUUGCAAGAGCAACUUCAGCGUCAGAGAUCGAAAGAAGCAAGCAAACAGAUGUUAAGCACAGUUUAUGGAAAUACGAUUUCAAUGCUUGAAGAAUUUGAAAGUAGGGAAUCACAAGGCCGCUACCGGCUUCCAACGUCCCAUAUUCCUACUCCUGACCAGACGUGGAAAACCAAAGAGGAUAUUCAGAGUGUGUUGGAAACGCAGCUCAUGUGUUUAGAAACUCAAAGAAAAUCCUGUCCAAAUGAUGCUCGCAACGAAUUGCUGGAUGAUCUGAAGAGGAAAACGAUCCACUGGGCAUCUGUUCGUGAAGAAAAUAAUUGUCCUAGGCAACAAACGGAUAAGUAUGCCGCUCAGAUCUACGAGAUUCUGGACAAAGGGAAAACUGACCAUGCCUUUCAACAUCGCCCAAGACCAGUCAUUACCGAGAGGACGAUUCGCGAAACAAUGCCGCACAUCAUGAAAGGAAAACAUGAUCAAAUGGAGCUUGACAGACAAUUUCGAGACGAUAGACACAGAAUGUCUACAACUCCUGCUGUGAGACGUGCUACAGGACGCAAUGUUGUUAAAUUAGGGAGUUCCCGUAUUGGAAGAGAAAAUCCUCACCUGCAGUCCUCACUCGAUGCUCAAGAUGACGAAUAUUUUGACAACAAAUAAUUAGAAAUACCUGUCAUGGAAAAAAAUAAAUAUUCUUUACGUUAUACAUUAUAAUUUCUUUUAUGUAAAAUUUAGUUUUAAGAGUGACAGUGUAAAUAAGACAAACUAUUUGUGUUUUGAUGAACCAUACUACACGUUGAAGUUCAUAAGGAGUUAUACUUUAAAUAAAAAACUUGAUGCAUUGAUGUUCGUCAAGGUCUGUGCUAAAUCCGACCUUUAUGGAUGUAUUUAUAGUUAAUUAGUGAUUUUAUUUAUGCUUGACAUUUGCCGUCUGUUUUUACCUUUGGGCACCAUAUCAAUAAAAUAUACAUUUUU
Molecule: messenger RNA, 1378 nt
Organism: Mya arenaria
Lineage: Eukaryota; Metazoa; Mollusca; Bivalvia; Myida; Myidae
Exons: 6
Coding region: 197-1063 (288 amino acids)
Source: RefSeq, a predicted model, not a curated record